UUCGUUGAGUAGGACAAAGCUCUGCAGGCAGCAGUCAGCCUGAUGCCAUGUCACCGGAGUUCCAUCUGAGUGAUCUGUGCCCUUUUGACGCAAAAUACGCCCGGCAAGCAUGACAACAUUGAGAUCCCGAACCUUCUUCAUCCUCCUCCUCCUCAUCUCCCUCUUAUCCCUGCUUUAUUACAGCUUCUUGGACCAGAAGCUCUAUCUGCAGAAAUAUCAUCCAGCUGUUUCUAAAAGAAACAUCAGCAUCCUGCUGUGGCACUGGCCAUUUGGCCGCUCUUAUAGGCUUGAUGGAGACAAAUGCCUCGAGAUGUACAACAUCAGUCACUGUUUCCUCACUGACAACACAUCCACCUUCCCGUCUGCUGAUGUGGUUGUCUUCCACCACCAGGAGCUGAGAAAAGGUCUGUCCCUGCUGCCCCUGCACCUAGAUCGCCCGGCCUCCCAGCAUUGGGUGUGGCUGUCAAUGGAGCCUCCUGUCAACAAUGCAAACCUCACACAGCUCACCGGCCUCUUUAACUGGACGAUGAGCUACAGACGUGAUGCAGACAUAUUCAUCCCAUAUGGAAAAACCAUGGUAGGAGGUGAUGAGCUAGGCUUCCGGCCUGCUUCAAAUCACUCCUGCCUUGUCAGCUGGGUGGUCAGCAGAUACAAACCUCACCAAGCUAGGGCUUUUGUUUACCAAGAUCUAAAGAAUCAUAUCCCCAUAGAGGUAUACGGAAAGUGGAACAAGAAACCCCUAUCAAAAAAGAAGCUGUUGCCCACAAUUGCAAAGUGUGUUUUUUACCUGUCUUUUGAGAACUCUGAGGCAAAGGAUUACAUCAGUGAGAAGCUCUGGAGGAACGCUUUCCAAGCAGGGGUCAUACCAGUAGUUCUCGGCCCCAGCAGGGUGACCUAUGAAGCCCUGGCUCCCCCUGGUUCCUUUAUCCAUGUAGAUGAUUUCAAGACCACAGCAGAUCUGGCUGCCUAUCUGAAGCAUGUGGCUGCAGACAGACAGGCCUAUGAGGAGUACUUCCGGUGGCACCACACUCACAGAAUAAAAACCUACACUGACUGGAGAGAAAGGCUGUGUCAAAUCUGUGUUAAAUACCCCAGUUUACCAGGCAAUAAAGUCUAUCAGGACCUGGAGAGCUGGGUUAACAGCUAAUAGCAUAUCUCUUUAUGCUUUCAGGUUAUUGGGAUGUUGUUUUGAUUGGGACUGCUGAUGCUACUGGG
Perca flavescens (yellow perch) is the source of this 1215-nucleotide messenger RNA. Its product is annotated as alpha-(1,3)-fucosyltransferase 7. The record is from RefSeq and is a predicted model, not a curated record. Gene Ontology annotation, molecular function: alpha-(1->3)-fucosyltransferase activity. Bases 110 to 1147 code for a protein of 345 amino acids. Lineage: Eukaryota; Metazoa; Chordata; Actinopteri; Perciformes; Percidae. Gene Ontology annotation, cellular component: membrane. The transcript is spliced from 2 exons.